Molecule: messenger RNA, 887 nt
Organism: Oenanthe melanoleuca
Lineage: Eukaryota; Metazoa; Chordata; Aves; Passeriformes; Muscicapidae
Exons: 6
Coding region: 153-851 (232 amino acids)
Source: RefSeq, a predicted model, not a curated record
GUUGGGGGUAGAAGCCUCCCAUGAGGUCACACAGCCCCUGAGGAGCCCCAAAGUUCCCUGAGGAGUCCCACAGCCCCCUGAGGAGUCCCACAGCCCCCCAGGGGUCACACAGCCAGGCUGUGGUGGGCAGUGCAGGCACCUGCAGCCUCACCAUGGCAUGGACACGAACAGCCCUGAAAAUCCUGCUGCCCCUGGCCAUCCUGGUAGCCCUGGGAGCCCUGCUGGCCCCCGGGGACGAGUGUUCCCCUGAUGAGUCAGAGCCAUCAGACCAAGGCAUGGAUGGAGGCAGUGGAGAUCCAGAGGCUGGAUCUGACUCUCCUGGAUUCUACACGAGUUUUGAUUUGUUUUGGGAGCUGCCAGCUCAAGGCCCAAAUGUGAGUGAGGCAUCUCCUGCAGGUCAGAAGAACGAAACUGGAUUGGGAAACAUUUCCUGGCCAUUAAUAGAACAGCCUGAAUUCCUGACUUUGCUGAAGGAAAGGCUUUCAGUGCUGGAGCCUGAGCCUGUGGACCAGGAGGUACCUGAGGCAGUGCCAGUCCCUGAGGGAAACAGUGAAGCCCUUGAGCCAACAGAGCUUUGGGCAUUUCCUCCAGGUGUGGAUGAGAGAUUCAGCAGGGCUGAGGACGCCAGGACAGACCCAAGCCCUGACCCCAAGUUUAGCAUAGCUGAUGCUAAACUCACCUUGUGUGCCUUUGUGAGAGCCUUCUUCGUGUUCUCUAUGAUCUGCACCCUGGUUACCCUGCUGCUCUUCAAAAUAACCCCUGCAUGGGCAAAGUGCAUAAAAAAGUGCCUCAUGUAUUCCAGACCCAGUUCUGAGCUCCCAGCAGACAAGGAAUUAGUAGUAGAAGUCUAAAUAAAGAUAAAGAGCACAGUGGUCUGUGGAAAAGUU